CGCCAGGGUUUUAGGCGCCAGGUUCUUCUCAAUUACACGAUUUAAGAAUCCAAGGGGUUUACUGCAUUCGGUCUUUCCAACAGAGGCGGGUUUUUCUUCACAGCACCUAAGUCUGAGUUCUCCCUCCUUGGCUUAGAGAUCAUCAUCUCUGUGGUGAGAGAUUUCAUGGGCGGUUAGGAUUCAGUUUGUGGUGAAGUGGUAUUUCUGUUGAUGUUCUUGUUGGUGUGGUUGUGUCGUUUAACACAAGAAAUUGCAUAUCUGGUGUAAGUCAUGGUUAAGCAUAACAAUGUUGUGCCCAGUGGGCACUUCAGAAAGCAUUGGCAGAACUAUGUCAAGACCUGGUUCAAUCAACCUGGUCGCAAGACCAGAAGACGUGCUGCAAGGCAAAAGAAAGCUGUGAAGAUCUUUCCACGACCUACAGCAGGACCAUUGCGUCCUAUUGUUCAUGGACAGACCCUGAAAUACAACAUGAAAGUUAGAGCUGGCAGGGGAUUUUCUCUUGAAGAGCUUAAGGCUGCAGGGAUUCCAAAGAAACUUGCCUCAACAAUUGGCAUCGCAGUUGAUCACCGCCGCAAGAACCGUUCCCUGGAGGGUCUUCAAACUAAUGUGCAGAGGCUGAAGACCUACAAGGCCAAGUUAGUUGUCUUCCCAAGGCGUGCAAGGAAAUUCAAGGCUGGUGAUUCUAGUCCUGAGGAAUUGGCCACUGCCACUCAAGUCCAAGAUGACUACAUGCCUAUUCUACGGGAGAAGCCUUCUACUGAGGUGGUUAAGAUUACGGAUGAAAUGAAAUCGUUUAAUGCAUAUGCCAAGUUGCGGCUUGAGCGGAUGAACAUGCAUCACAUUGGUGCCAGGAUGAAGAAGGCUGCAGAGGCAGAGAAAGAAGAUAAUAAGAAAUAGUAAGAAUCAGCAUCUUUAUUUGCUGAUGGGGAGUUUAUAGCCUUAGUUUCUAUUUGUAUCCCAGGGACUCAAGCUUAAGACCUGCUUCUAGAAGUCUCAGCUGAGUUUUGGAUUUUCUAUUUUUCUCUUACUCUAGGAAGCUAGUAGUUUCUAUUUUAGAAAGUAGGAUUUUUUAGAAUUUUUUAUUUAUUAUUAUUUUUUUCUUUUUAUUGUAAAGAUGUCUAGAUUCAUGGGUGUUUUGAGGUGGAUUCCUCAAUUGGGUGGAGGCCAUCUCUGGUGAACUGCAAUUAUUCUGUUUGUUGCUGUUCUUCAGUUCUACUUGAAGUUCUAAAGUUAACCACACAGAUCACAAACUUAAA
This is a messenger RNA of Macadamia integrifolia, 1256 nucleotides long. RefSeq names its product 60S ribosomal protein L13-1-like. Gene Ontology annotation, biological process: translation. Gene Ontology annotation, cellular component: cytosolic large ribosomal subunit; ribosome. The coding region runs from base 271 to 897 and encodes 208 amino acids. NCBI's taxonomy places the organism in Eukaryota, Viridiplantae, Streptophyta, Magnoliopsida, Proteales, Proteaceae. The record is from RefSeq and is a predicted model, not a curated record. The transcript has 5 exons. Gene Ontology annotation, molecular function: RNA binding; structural constituent of ribosome.